Melanaphis sacchari is the source of this 1160-nucleotide messenger RNA. RefSeq names its product probable maltase. NCBI's taxonomy places the organism in Eukaryota, Metazoa, Arthropoda, Insecta, Hemiptera, Aphididae. The transcript has 6 exons. Gene Ontology annotation, biological process: carbohydrate metabolic process. The record is from RefSeq and is a predicted model, not a curated record. Bases 290 to 1135 code for a protein of 281 amino acids.
UCAGGGAGGCCGAUCGCUCAAACCGUAGGAGCCUCAUGACUAAACACUAACUUUACCUAUUUUUACUAAGAAGUUAAAUUACCCUUAUCAACUUGUAUAUGUAAAAAAAUUAACAUUUGUAUUAUAAAUUAGGUCUUAUAAAACCUAAAUAUGCUCUAAAAAUGUAGAAAUACGACAAUUGCAAAAUAAAAUUUCGUGUACAACAACGUUAGGGAUUGAAGAAAAAGCAGAACACUUCAAAGACAUAGGAGCGGAUUGUGUCUGGUUAUCCCCUAUUUUCAAAUCGCCUAUGGCUGACUUUGGUUACGAUAUUUCGGAUUACAAUGCGAUUGAUGCCGUGUAUGGCACAAUGGAUGAUUUUGUUUCAUUACACAAAAAAUUGAAGUCAUUGGGCAUUAAAAUUAUUUUGGACUUCGUACCUAACCAUUCAAGUGAUGAACACGAAUGGUUUGAAAAAUCUGUAAAAAAAAUUCAUCCAUACACAGAUUAUUAUGUGUGGAGAGAUGCUAAAUAUGAUACAAAUAACUCGAGAAUACCACCAAAUAAUUGGCAAAGUUUAUUCAGUAAUUCAGCAUGGACAUGGAAUGAGCAACGUGGACAGUAUUAUUUACAUCAAUUUGAUCCUAAACAACCAGAUUUAAAUUACAGAAGUAAAGAAUUGGUUAAAGAAAUGAAAAACAAUUUAAGGUUUUGGUUAGAUCUUGGUAUAGAUGGGUACAGAGUAGAUGCUGUACCGUUUUUAUUUGAGGAUCUGCAAUUUUUAGAUGAGAUCAGGAAACCAGAAGAGCUUGCUAAAAAGGAAAUAAAUACUUAUGAACAAUAUUAUCAUCACAACACAAUGGAUUUACCUGAAACAUAUGAAAUGAUUAGUCAGUUUAGGGACGUGAUAGAAGAAUAUAAGCUGAAAGAUGGGAAAACCAGACUAAUGUUAGUGGAAGCGUACACGACCAUAAAUUACACAAUGGAUUACUAUAGCCAAGGAACACCCAGGGCUCAUAUGCCGUUCAAUUUCAAUUUUAUCGCAUACUUAACAAAAACAUCAUCAGCCUACGACAUAAGAAACACGAUCAAUCUGUGGUUGGACAAUAUGCCUAAGGGUCAAUGGGCCAACUGGGUGGUAAGUAACGACAAAUGACGAUAAUUAGAUUGUUCGAUUGCGG